UCUUGUAUCUGCAACACGUGCAAUAAGCAACCAUGAAGAAGUAUUCAGUUCUCGGUAACAAGAAGAAAGUGACGAUGGAGACGAAUGUGUCCCGUCUCAAAGUGGUCGGGAAUAAUUGUAUUAUUCGCGUACAAUGUAACCAAGGCGAUGUGGAAGUUAUUGGUAACGAGUGCAGAGUGGAGAUUAAAGAAAACUAUGGGACCGUUAACUUGGUGGGCAGCGGUGGUGUGAUAACAAUACAGCGGCGUUCAACAGGAGACAACGUGACGAUAGUCGGGCCGAACUGUCAACUAUUGGUCGAUGGCAAGGAGAAGAGGCUUUCGAGCUAUGAGCCCCAACUAUCGCCCUUCAGCAAAGACCUGGAUGACGUCAUCGAGUCAAUCUUCACCUUCGUUAUGCGUUGAACAUUUUAUUGCACAGCUAGGUUUUUAAAGUGUCAUUUCUCCAGGAGAAAUUUGUGGUUUUGUGUUCACGUUAAGUGGAUGUGACCGGUGGACUGCGAGGUUGAUGAACCCAACUUCAAGUUUUGUGUUUGAGACGUUUGUGUUUUUUUCACCAAGUCGUAAAUAAUCUUUGAAGAUUAGCUUUUGUUUUUGUAUUGAGCAGAUAAAUUGAUGCAAUGUUCUUCCCCUGUUUUGUAUUAAGAUGAGCUUUCAGCAUCCGGUAUUUAUCUUUAUAAUGAAAAUUAAUGCAGAAAUAAAGUGGCUUGAAUUUUAA
This is a messenger RNA of Colias croceus (clouded yellow), 717 nucleotides long. RefSeq lists its product as uncharacterized. The transcript has a single exon. Lineage: Eukaryota; Metazoa; Arthropoda; Insecta; Lepidoptera; Pieridae. The record is from RefSeq and is a predicted model, not a curated record. The coding region runs from base 33 to 404 and encodes 123 amino acids.